This is a messenger RNA of Condylura cristata (star-nosed mole), 720 nucleotides long. RefSeq names its product protein FAM187B-like. The coding region runs from base 1 to 720 and encodes 239 amino acids. The transcript has a single exon. Lineage: Eukaryota; Metazoa; Chordata; Mammalia; Eulipotyphla; Talpidae. The record is from RefSeq and is a predicted model, not a curated record.
AUGCUGGCCCCCCUGUGGCUGCUCACCCUUUCUCUUCCCACUCUGUGGACCCAGAUACUAAUCAGCUGUACCUCCAAGAGUCCCUGCCAGCAGGCUCUCCUCUCGGGCAACGAUGUGGUCCUGCAGUGUGACCAGCCCAGAGCCCUCUGGUACUUCUCAUCCAUUCUGGAAAAGGAGCCUGUGCUGCUGUCCUAUCUGUCUCAUGUGAAGAAACUGCCUGGGGGCAGCCUCCAGCUGACCAACCCCCAGCCCACACAGACAGGUCUCUACCACUGCCAGGACCCCAACAGCAGCAGGGUGGUGGAGUACGAGAUUGACUUCCAAGAUGUCAGCACUCUGCAUAUCACGCACAGAGGCCUGGGCCAGGCCCCGCUGCAGCAAGAGAGCCUGCCGCUGGGGGGCGGGGAGGUGGUCUUCACCCACUGGGAGGCCUGGCAGGACUGUAACCGCUGUGGGGAGCCCGGGGAGCGGAAACGGCUGGGGUACUGCUACAUCAAGGACCCCCAGGAGAAGCCGGUGCCCUGCUGGCUGUUCCUGAGAGCCCAGACCGUGCGGUCCAGCCGCCUGCGGCCAGAGCUGCAGGUUGAAGCCUGCCUGGACGUACCCUGCGAGCACAGCAAGGAGGUCAACCAGCCGUACCUCGCCUUUGACACUUACCAGCUGGACAAGUUGAACACGCACACGUGGCUCACCUGCCCCUUGGCCUCCAUCUACAGGUGA